Messenger RNA from Rhipicephalus sanguineus (brown dog tick), 5966 nucleotides. RefSeq lists its product as uncharacterized. The transcript is spliced from 2 exons. Bases 225 to 1337 code for a protein of 370 amino acids. The record is from RefSeq and is a predicted model, not a curated record. Gene Ontology annotation, molecular function: sequence-specific DNA binding. NCBI's taxonomy places the organism in Eukaryota, Metazoa, Arthropoda, Arachnida, Ixodida, Ixodidae.
GUCCUGCUCGCGAGCUGUACUUGUGAGCCGUAGAGUCGGUUGAGUCUUGAGAGGCGCCUCAACACCUCAACAUUUAUAUUGUCUCGUGGCGUUGCAGUGUGAUUGGGGUCAUUGAUUAAGCCGUUUCCGACUGCCGAAAGCGACGUGACCAUUGUGUGCAUGCCCACGACAUGUUGUCACGUCGCUAAGACAGUAGGUGACGAUGAAACCCGUCAAAUGACGAUAUGACGAUGACGACCGAAAGAAGACGCGACAAACGUGACGGUGUCUGUUACGUGCAGGGCUGCAAGAGCGGCUACAAGUCGUGCAAGGAGACACGGUCCCUGUUCCGGGCACCGAUCGAACCCGAACGGCUCGCAGAGUGGUCGCGCAAAAUCCCGAGAAGGGAUCGACCCUUCGACCAUGCUUGCGUCGUUUGCGAACGUCACUUCGACGAGCGCUUCAUCGAGCGCACGUUUCGGACGAAAAUCAAGGGCGAAAUCGUCGAGAUUCCCCGGGACCGACCGCUACUCACGAAAGAUGCCGUCCCCACUAUAUUUCCCGAGGCGCCAAAGUACUACACCAAGAAGCUGCCCAAGAAGCGAAAGGAGCGAAACCUAUGCGAUCAAGUACGCGCCAAGCCCCCAAAAAGGCAAGAACACAGUACAGUGGAAAACGCGUGUGUUCCAACAUCAAAAGAAGCAUCAGAGGGUCUUAACUGUGAACCAGGUAGCCCACAGGAUGAACACGUCGAAACGACUGACGAAAGGCUGGGAUUUUCGAGGCUUCGAAUCCCUAAGGGAUGGUCGGAAAUAACUCUGGUGGACGCUGAAGGUUUGUGUCUUUACGCCCAGUGCGAAGCGGACGCCGCCGAACCCUACGGCAGCGUAGUGAUGGUAAAGUCGGUCAGAAUUCAAGUCGGGCAAGGUGGCGAAGACAGCGCAGUCGGAGAAGUGCACUUGCGGGGCGAAAUAUGGUGCGAACAAGAACUUACGACGCGCGAACUAGCGGAAGAAUUUAUCGACAGCAUCGACAAACUGACCCUGUGCCCCGGUGUGGGUGUACAGCCGUUGGCUCGCGAAUGCCCCGCGUUCAACGGCAAGUUCUUUUCCAAGGACUGCAGCCUCUUCGCGGAUUUUAGGCUGAGGAGAGCUUGCGCAGGCUGCAAGUAUCAGAGGAAACUCAUUCAAAACCAGAGGUCGUACAGUAGGAGAAAAGCCUACGAGGAUGUCAUUUUUAGCGCAAGCGCUAUGCAACAGGUUGACGAGGUGAACGUGGCUGACACAAGACAUGAGCCAGUGGCUGAAGAAGUAGCCGUGGACUCUGCGGAAGUGGCUGAGAAGACCGACACAGAGUGACCAAAGAAGCAAACGAAUUAUUGGGGAGUACAGUGAACUGGUCUAGUUGGUACUGGUUCAUUAUGUUACAGCGCGACAAGAACGAAGAAAAAGUUAAGGCACACACUCGACGGGAGUUGAUAGUGAGCGGUGUCCCAUCGUGUGUGCGCCUUCGUCUUCGUUCUUGUUCCACUGUAACUAAUGAUCACUUAUUGAUCAUGUCGGAACGAAACUUGUCUGUGAUUCCGCUAUUGCGUCAUAAAUGCUCACGUUAUGUAACGGAAGGGGACAGUGCACGAACAGUGCAAAGGCAUCCAGUUUGUGACCUUUGCGGUACAUAAGCAUUGCACGAGAUUAUUACAUGUUAUAUGGAUGACUUAUGUACACUUAUCUGCAUCACGUUUUGUUUUGUAGGGUUUAUUUAACCACUUCACGUAUAUUCCGUGUGUGUUCGAUGUGCAUAACUACUUCGAUAAAGAAACCUGCACUAACCAGUGACUCCAGAUGUGUAACUGUGCGUGAUGUGUAAUUUUACAGGUGAAUUGGCAAGAAUUAGAAGUCAGUAUUCAUUAAGUACAAGUUGAGCUUGUCACAAUUGAAACUAAUCCCACAAUUGGUUGCCAGCCAAUAUCAACUUUAUAUACGCUGUAAAAUUUCAAACACACUUGGGUAUUUUCAAGCACGCUUGUAAACUGUUGGAUGGGUGUUGUUGCAUCAGUUCAUGCUUUGCACAUAAUCUUGCGUUUGUUACAAACAUAAAGCAUUCCUAUUUUAAUACAGCUGCUCUUUCUCACUUUCCAGGGACAAAGUAACUGUCCCAUUAAUGUUCAAUUUCCAGCUGGUUUGAGCUCGCCGUGUCCAAUAGUUAUGCUGUUAUGUUGAGUGAAAAUGACAGUAAUCCCAACGAUUCCUGUAAAGGCUCUGGUGUCAGCUUUUCCCUACUUCGACAUCUUGUUUUAGCGAGAAAUCGUGUUAACAAAUGUACAAGGAACACUCGUGCACGUUCACUUUAGACAGUUUCUGAACUGCACUGUUGGGUAUUUAUUCGGGAUUCCAGUUUUAGGGAGUUCUGGCACGUAGCCGCGAUCCCGCCAGGGUUGCGGAAAACGGUGCCAUUGUGCUUGGUUCAAACCACAAGCAGAUUUGAGCAUUGAUCUAAGUCCUUGCUCUCUUAGGAGGUGCUUAAAACAGCAAGUCAAGCUAGAUUGCAGGAUUACCCAUAAUUUUUCCAACGUUCUAAGCCAAAAGGUUACUUGGUGUAUGAGAAAGGGAAAACUGAAAAGUUGCCCUCAGUUCCAUGAAGUAAAAUCGCUUGUGACGGAAGACAGAAGUUCAGGAGAAGAUGGAAACAUGAAAAGAUGAACAUUCUUUAACAGGGAUAGUCGCUGGGGCCAACAUUUUGAUAAGUGGUCUUGUCCACUUAGACCACUUGUCGAAACAUUGGCUCCAGCGACUAUCCCUGUUCAAGACUACUCAUCUUGUGACAGAAGAGAACGUCUUCGCGGUGCUAGUGAUGUAAGGGACACAAAAGAGAAAUAACUUCUCCUGCAUUAAUAGGUCACCCUUUUACAAUAACAAGAGCAGCAAUCUUAGCUCAACACCUUGCAGAGAGAAAAAUGCAGGUGGCACCGCCGCCUUGAGGUCCGUGCAACAACACUACUUGCCGUUGUAAAUUUUGACAGCUUCUGCCAAGGCCUUAAUAAUAAUUUGUGCGGUUUUACGAGCCAAAACCAUGAUAUGAUUGCGAGGCACGUCGUAUUGGAGGGCUCCGGAAAUUCCAACCACCUGGGGUUCUUUGACACGCACCCAAAUCUAAGUACACGGGCCUCGGCAUUUCGCCUCCAUCGAAUCGGCAUCCGAGCACCGUAACCACCGGAACACCGCGGCAGCUGGCCUACAUAAUUGCUUAUUGGUAAAAGUUCAUUAAAUUGUGUUUUCAGAGCGCCAGAGAUUUAACGUGGCAACUUUCAAGAAAUUUUGCUGAGCCAUUGCGGCCAAAAUACGAUAUAUCACACUGACAUUCAGACGCUAAAGUUUUGGCCUGAUAUUUAAUAAAGAAAUUUGACCUUACUUUCCUAGUUUUCUCUAUUAAUAAUGAACCAACGAGGUCACAGUUAACAGAAUAGAAUUCUCCAAUAAUUAUUAGUUGAAACUGAUUUAGCGUUUCACUUUACUGACCUAAUAAGCAUUGCUCUAGUCUAUGGAGUAUUCAGUGAGGACUCCUUCCUUGAAAAUGCUAAGGGGGCACGGGUGCCAUCAGUGAGCUUCCAAGCAUGGAAGAUACAACACAACUAAUUAAUGGCCGACAACCAUUUCCCCAUUUUAAACGAACAUUACAUAAUUAGUGCUGGUAAUUAUCUUCAUGGGGAUAUUGCCAAUCUGCGGUGUUUACGCUGUCGGAGUGCAUUAGGUGGACUAUUUCUGUAGCACCUGCAGAUUGGAUUAGGCUGGCUAUCAAGACAGACAGAAAGUGACCUAGUUGGUAAGGAUUCAUGAUGCAUGAAGGUUUGCUUGCAAACACAGACACAAGAGAUUAAGACAAAAAACAAACACUGUUUCUGUUGUCGUGAUCUUUCAUGUCCGUGUUUGCAAGCCUACUUUCAUUUAUGGUUUAUGGCAACGAUUAGUGCCGGUUCACCCGCUCUUGAGCUCUGCUCCAUCAGCACAUACUAAACUGGACUCUAGCAGAACAACACCUGUGUCUCGUCCAGUGUUCACUUCACACUUUCCCAUUUGGUAGCAAGAUGUACUUAGUCCCCAUAGGUAGCCAGUCUAUUACAUUAGCUCAGCUUGGCGAUUGCAUGUAAUGUUCUAAAAGUAAAUCUAAUUUAAAAAAUCGCCAGGCCUGCACCGAACACGUAGCACAGUCGCAACAAAAGCUAAAAGAGCAACCUUUCUAGAGCUUGUAAACUCUCUUGGGGCAACUAAUACCAGUACACUUGCAAGGUACCCACUACGCCAUAAAUCAUAGUUUUUUGAAGUAGGGAAGCACCCGCUAUGCAAUAAAUAAUUUUUAUGAAGUAGGGAAGCACCCACUGUCAUUAUUCGUCAUUCUGCAGAGAAACGUGGCACCAGCUACACAUCUGUAAGUCAUGUGCACUUUGUUGUGCUUUGGCUGAUGACGACAAAGAAUUAUUGCUGAGCACUUUGUAAUGGGUUGGAAGCUUUCUAUGACCGACUUGUUGUGCAAUUCCCAUUGUGUGACACCUGUUUGUUAUUUUACUCUUCUGCCAUGCUACCAGAUGUUAAUGAGAUUCCUUGCCCAACAUGCCACCUGUAUAGGGUCUUUUCGCGAAGGAGUUUCAAGCACCGGCGUGGCUCUCUGGUAGAAUACUUGGACUGUCGCGCAGAGGACCCAGGUUCAAAUCCCAUCUGAUCCAGGAUAUGUUCGAUUUAUUUCAUUUUUUUUUUCUAUUUCGCGCGAUAGCGGGUACCGACACGGGUGGCAGACAACCAUGGCGCCAAAAUCGGCUGUUGUGAUCUCAUAACAGCCUUCGCUGUAAAACAAGCCUUACCUCUAGAGCUCCUACCCAACACAGGGUAACAGGGAAAUUGCUUCUCUGGCACUCACUACGCUAAUUUUGGGGACGUUUCUUGCAUUCAAAAGUACAAAUUAAAGUCAUGUUGGUAGGUAAAACAGCUGCUGACUCCCUAUGACACCAUGGGCAUAUGAACACCCACGAGAUCUUUUCUGCGAAAGUUCUUUAGGCUCACCUCGAAGUUUUCCCAUCGGCUCCGGAAUGAUGUUUGAAAGCACUCCCCUGGUGCCCUCAAACACCAGUUCCUGUCUUUGUUAGCGAACUAAUAAAUCAAUAAAGUUAUAACUGAUCUCCUACACACCAAAAUAAGACUCAUUUUAGUAUGUACAUGGGUCAUUAUUGAAGUAAAUUUUUUUUUAAUAUGUGUCGUGAAAUGAGACGAUCUGUGAAACGUCUGACACAAAGUGGUAAACUAGCAAAAUGAUCGAGUAUUUCAUUAUGUGGGUUAGCACUUUGUCUUAUUUUGUAUGUCUGUGUUGUAUGUAGUUGCUCAUUUUAACGAGAUGUACGUUUCUACUUAUUUAAUUAGACUUCAGUUUUGUUUGCUAAUGAGAAUUCACCAUUAUUUAUGUUUCCCCGAUUAUUCUUCUUUGCUAUGGUAGGAUUGCCUUGCUUUUAUCAGACCUUCAACUCGCCUUUGGCUAUUGGUUCGACAGGCGUUUGCAAUAUUUGAGUUAUACUAUGGAAAUAAAUAUUCAAUCAUUCAAUACCAUCUAACCAUCUUGUGCUCAGGGGACCAUGCUUUCUCUUGCACUGCAGUUUAGCUUGCAUUAUAUAGUUUUCACAGCUCCAGUGAGACAGCAGACCACAUGACGUGACGAAGACGAAGAAGUUUUAGUUCACGGUCUUUGCUUUGAAUGGGCAAUCGAGACUAAUCUCGUUAAAGGGCCCCAAGCCACCUUCGACAAUUUUUUAACAUUUCAAGUAAACGCGCGCAUCCAGUUCGGCAUGCCGUCACGAUCACAAUGCCUAACGUGGCAGCGCUACGAGCCGCGGGUGCGCCACAAAUUCCAAAACACAAUCCCUUGUCCUCUCCGGGCCUUUCGGUAAUCCCCAGUGUUGGCCGUGACAUCAACAUUCGUGUCUGGUCAUGUCAUCCACAAAAGAACCU